Molecule: messenger RNA, 4538 nt
Organism: Macrosteles quadrilineatus (aster leafhopper)
Lineage: Eukaryota; Metazoa; Arthropoda; Insecta; Hemiptera; Cicadellidae
Gene: Gli
Product: neuroligin-2
Exons: 14
Coding region: 573-3155 (860 amino acids)
Cellular component (GO): tricellular tight junction; cell surface; septate junction
Source: RefSeq, a predicted model, not a curated record
CGUAGCGCGUAUAACGUAAACGACGUUUCAUCACCGUAUCGAGUCAGCCUAGUUUCCACAGACACAAUAACUGAAGGCCGUGACGAAUUCCUUACAUCACGGGUUUGGUGACUAUCCAGUACCAGCUGGAGCGGAAGUGUGCGGGUGUGAACUUUGAUCCCAAUAAGUAAUUGCGUGGGCGGAAGUUCGGGAAGAAGAAAUGAGUUUCAAGUCAGCAGUGGCUAGUGUUGUAGUGUAGUGAUCGUGAGUGUUUUCCUCUAAAAGUGUUUUGCUAGUUCCAGUGUUGUUUACAAGGCUGUUUUAAUUAAUAAGUAUCUAGUACUGUUGUGUAACUUACUCUUGUGAUUUUUCGCAAACUUGAAAUUUGGUUCAAAGCGAGAAAUAUAUUUUGAAAACUAUUCCCACAUUUACUGAUGAUUUCUAUUGUUAUCGAUCGUAAUGUCUUGCAACUCAUAACCUCAUCAAUUUAUUCCGGGUAAACCAUCACUACUCAUUGAUAACAACAAGAAAGGUGACGUAUCUAUGACAGUUGUUUACUAGUGGAGGGGCGUGGCCUCAGAGAAACUCCCGCGAUGGCGUCUCGUGCCUCAAGGACGUUACUGCUUCUACAAUGUUUACAUCUACAGCUGAUCUCUAGUCAAUACUCUGGAGGGAGACCUAUACAGCCAGAGGGUAGAGAGGUGUUCACGCUACCUCCCCCUGGUGACCCCAACUACAGGACUUAUAUCUACAACAAUCGCAGGUACGGCCAAGCGCUGCCACCUAGAGAGUUCAUCCCUUCAUACAACAACCCCCAACUGCCCAACCCCAACAGUUACGACCCGACCAUCAACCGGGGACUGCCACCGGGGGAGGACCCCAACAGAUAUAUGUUCAAUCAUGAAUUAGGCCAGUUAAUUCCUCUUCCGGGGGUGCUCGGCAAAUGGAGGCCUGACUUGCAAGGCAAGCAAAGAGACAACUGGCAAUCGCUAGAGAGGGAUGUAAUCGUCGACACUAAGUAUGGAAAGGUGCAAGGCUUCAAAACGUACCUGUACGACAACCCCGACCCCAAGUCAGGUUACAGGCCGGGCCAGACUGGGCAGGUUGAGAGGAUACAGGGGAAAGUUGAUGUUUUCCUCGGCAUCCCUUACGCUGUCCCGCCUAUCAAAGAGGGUCGAUUUAGGCCACCCAGGCCCCACCGAGGCUGGGAGGUGAUACAAGCUGUAGACUUUGGCCCAGCUUGUCCUCAGCCUACCAGGUUUACUGGAGCCACCAAGGGCAUCCGAGACAUGGACGAGGACUGUCUCUACCUCAACGUCUACUCUCCUACGACGGUGUCAGGUCUGGCCAAGCAGUACCCAGUCAUGUUCUACAUCCAUGGGGGAGAGUUCAGCAAAGGAGCUUCCAACCUGUUCCCAGGACAUGUCCUGGCAGCCUUCUACGAGGUGGUGGUUGUCACAAUCAACUACCGUCUUGGGGCUCUUGGUUUCUUGAGCACAGCAGACGCCAAUUCUCCGGGUAACUACGGCAUCCAAGACAUGUCAAUGGCGCUGCGAUGGGUCUACGAGAACAUUCAGUUCUUCAACGGAGACAGAGAUGGCAUCACAGUGUUUGGCCCGGACGCAGGAGCUGCGGCUGCCGGACUGCUCAUGGUCAACCCUAGAUCUAGAGACGUAAUCGCCAGAGUAAUUGCUCAGAGUGGGUCUGCAACAGCAGACUGGGCGUUGACUGUAGACAGGUACCGAGCCCAGAACACCAGCAGAGUGUACGCCAUGCGGCUGGGCUGUGGCAUUGAGAGCUCUUACAAGCUGGUUGAGUGUCUGCGACAUCGCAGCUUCUAUGAGCUGGGCAAUGCUGAGUUUGAGCCCCAGGUAGGCAUGUUCCCGUGGGGUCCGGUGCUGGAUCUCAACUUCACAGUCCCGCGGGACACGUGGUACGAGGGCUGGAGAGAACAAGACUGGCGCUUCACCAACUUCACAGCAGAGCAGUACAUCAGGCAAGGCCGCUUCAACAGAGGGCUCUCCUACAUGACUGGGGUCACCACGCAGGAGGCAGCGUUUGUCAUUUAUAACAAUGAUUCUCUGGCACCACUUUACGAAGUUGAUGAACGAUUCUUUGAUCAGAAGAUAAAAGAGUUGGUGUUGCGAUACAACUACACUCUGAAUCAGAAAGGGAUCUAUGAAGCUAUCAAGUACAUGUACACUUACUGGCCUGACCCAACAAAUAAAACUCAUCUUCGCGAACAGUACAUACACAUGUUAUCAGAUUUCUGGUAUCGAGCGCCUGUUGACCAAAUUGUCAAACUGCUGGUGGAGCAACAUGUUCCAGUCUACAUGUACGUCCUCAACACCACCAUAGAGGCCUUCAGGUUCCCAGAAUGGAGAAAAUAUCCUCAUGAUAUUGAACACUAUUUGCUGACUGGUGCACCCUUUAUGGAUAUAGAGUUCUUCCCAGCAAAGCCGCGACUAGAACGCACAAUGUGGACAGAUAAUGAUCGCAACAUGAGCCAUUUCUUCAUGAAAGCCUACAGCAACUUUGCCAGAUUUGGUAACCCCACCCAGACCCAGAUCCUGGGGUUGCACUUUGAGAUGGCCAGGGAUGGUUUGUUGAAGUACCUCAGUGUCAACACUACGUUCAACUCAAGUGUUCAGCUCAACUAUCGCCAGACUGAGAGUGCCUUCUGGACCUGGUACCUGCCUACAGUAGUCGGCUACUUGGUGCCUACGUACCCUCCUUCCACUGAGUAUUGGUGGGAGCCCAAAGAACCACUACAGAUUGCCUUCUGGUCCAUGUCCACGGUAAACCUGGUCUUGGUGGUGCUUAUAUUUAUCUUCUGCAUUCUCUGGAGGAAUGCAAAAAGAGAAUCACUGUACUACAAUGGGGACAUGCUGAUGAUGUCCGAAGGCGACCGGAUGGAAGGCAUCGAGAACAACAUCCAGAGUCAUCAGCGGAGCACCAGUAACAUCUACAGCAUGGAGUACCGGGAUGCCCCCGCCAAGCAGCCCCUACCUCGGCGGACACCUUCCAACCCCUCACUGCGGACAGGGAGCAACACCUCACUCAGCAAGGAGGUGAGCAACAGCCCCGCCGGGCCCAGGAAGAAGACAACCCCGGUGGCCGCCAAGCGGUCCAUCACCAAGGUGGAUAAGGUGGGCGUCCCACAGACUGAUGUGUGAAAACCCUGGCGGAUGUGACCAAAACAAAAAUUGUGCUAAGCACAAAAGUUGGUUAAAACUUGUUGGUGACCGUAGUUAAAAAACUAUAAACACUUUUUCCGUAAACAAUUUUGGCUUGGAAAUUAGUUGUCGGAUAUCCCAUAGCAUUCACUGAUAGGACCCCAGAACUUAAAGACCAUUGCUAAAUUUGAUUAAACCUAAGUAUAAACCUAGGAUUAGGCUCUAGUCUAGGGUUGUUUUUCACGUUACUUCAGGCCAUGCCUUGGACAUCAUCACUAAAGAAAAUGCAUUGGUGAUUAGCAAUAUUUGAACUCGGGACCUCGAGGACCAAAGCUCCGUGCUCUACCACUAGACCUGCUCUCUCCCUAACAUAAAAACUUAAGAUAAACCUAGGUUAAAUGCAUGUACUUGAAUGUACCACAAAACUAGGGUUUUUUUCUCUACAAGAACAUUAGCAACUGUUUGGACUAUUACAAUUUAAUUAAAGCAACCCUCACUUGUGAGUUGGGUACUUUAAACUAAAUAUGGGUAUGCGUUUAGAGACAUCUUUGGGUACUUUUGUUACUGAAUAAAACCAGCUAUUUUAAUAUAGAUUAAUUUUUUUAUCAUAAAAAAUCUACUGUAUUUGAAUGCUGAUAGAGUCCUUAACAAUCAAGUGUUGGCCCAACAUUUGUUCUUGUUCUGUUAACAUUCUUAUAUAGAAACAAUCUUCUAAAACUAAAAGCAAUCAAAAUUGAAAGAAAAAAUUAGCCUACAGAAACACACUUUAAUGUUAUUGCACAUAACUAGCCUCAGAGCUUACAAGGCAGCAGGAAGAUCACUUUCAGUUUGUUAUCUAAUAUCAGUGACAAGACCUACAUCCAUUAUAGAGUUGUUGUUUUCCCUGUAUUUUGUUUAAAGGAACAUCAAACUCAUGUUCCGGUAAUUUUGCAUUAUUAAUUUGUAUUGCUUCAAGCUUUAGUAUCUUACUAAAUUGUUAAUAUUGUAACUGAAAGCCACAUGGCAGCCUUAAACUUAUUGUUUGCCUUAAACAGGACCUAACAGCCCUUUUUACCUUGUUAAAAGCUAUUUCCUUGUGAAAACAUGCAUCAAUUUAUGAGGCAGAGUAUUAUCAACUAAUCAAUGAACGAUUUAAUAAUUUUUAUUUUGAGACUUACACUCACUUUUUCCAUCGCAAUGUGUUCAUUAAAUUAAUGUGAUAUAUUGUAUAUUUGUUUUAGUUUAAUUAUUUAGAGAUAUUUGUAAAGAUUUAUUUUAAGAUGUUUAAUUAGUAUUUGUAUUUUAUCAAAUAAGUGUUUUAAUAUUUUGUAUAUCCCUGAUUAACAUUUUUUAUAAAUAUGGUCAUUUUAGGUACUGUAUCAACAAUUCAAUAUUUUGUUAUUU